ACUUAACAGUCGGUUAGUUUGUUUACGAAUUGUAAAAAUAAGAUGAUAAAAAACAAAACAAACUAAAUAUCAGAGAACUGAAAUUUGUAUCUCUCUUAAUUGAGAACUCUCUCAAAUUUCAAGUAUUUCUAAUCUAACAGUACCUAAAUCAAAUUAUAAAGUGAACAAAUUUAAUGAAUUAAGUAUUAAGUGUCAAUACAAUUAUGACUGUCAAUGAUCGAGAAACUGAACAACAGCACGAUAAUGCUACGGAAACAUUUGAAGAGCAUUAUGAUGGAAGUGACGACAAUUCAUUGGAUGUGAUAUUAGUUCGUAUUGGAGAAUUUGGACGUUAUCAAAUGUUUAACUAUGUUCUACUUUGUAUACCAAUGAUUUUUAAUGCGUUUCAAUCCAUAUCCUAUGUCUUUACUGCUAGUCCUGUUGUAUAUAGAUGUAAUAUUUCUCAGUGCGACGGUCCAACUAGUCAGUAUUGGGAGCCUUGGCUUAAUUUUACAAUUCCACAAAAGGAAAAACAGUAUGACAAAUGCAAUCGAUAUGUAUAUGAUAAAACAUUGGACGAUUACUAUUCAGCGCCAUCUACAUCCAACUGUGUUGAACGUAAUUUCAACAAAUCCAUGGUCGAGAUGUGUUAUAAUGGAUUUAAAUUUCGUGAUACAGAAUAUACGACGGCGAAUGAGUUUGGAUUCUUUUGCUCUGACGAAUGGAAGCUUACAUUGGCUGGUACUAUCAAUAAUGUUGGGCAAUUCAUUGGCAUACCGCUAGGUGGUCUACUUGCAGAUAGAUUCGGCCGUCGCACUAUGUUGGCAAUUGCUGGAUUUCUUAGUUCCAUUAUGGGCAUAAUACGAUCGUUUUCGACAAAUUACUAUAUGUUUCUAUCGUUUGAACUGCUUGAUAUGAUUGUUGGAAGUACAUUAUUUCCUACUGCAUUUUUAUUGGGCAUUGAAUUGGUUGGUCCGAAACGGCGUGUGGCGGCCGCCACAAUCAUCACGAUAUUCUAUUCUUUGGGCGAAGCAUUAUUGGGCGUUUUAGCCGAACAGUUUCAAAAUUGGAGAACUCUUCUUCGAGUGCUGUAUAUACCAGCGGCAUUGCACAUAUUUUUUCUAAUCCUAUUGCCCGAAAGUGUGCGUUGGCUUUUGAGUCAAGGUAGAGAAGAGCAAGCUGUUGCAGUACUUAAAAAGGCGGCUCACAUUAAUCGUAAAGUUCUGCCAGAGAGUAGUUUAACAAAUUUGGUAAACUCUAAUAAAAUCAAAUUGGAAAUGGCGAAUGAGAGCAGUUACCCCAUUUGGUUAGCAACUAAAACGUUUUUCUGGAGAAUUGCGAAUUGUUCAUUGUGUUGGUUUACACACACGCUGGUGGCAUUGGGAUUGAGUUUAAAUUCGGUAAAUUUAGGUGGCAAUAAAUACAAGAACUUUAUGCUAAAUGGCCUAGUGCAAGUGCCAGGUUUAAUACUUCCACUUUUCAUAAUGAACACAAUCGGACGACGUUUUUCUUUAUGUGGUUCCAUGUUGAUAUGUGCUCUGUGUAUGAUUGCAACGAUACUAUUUGGAAAAGAUGGUAACUCCAUUGAACUGAUAUUAUUUUUGAUUGGUAAAUUUGCUAUAACUUGUAGUUUUCAAGUUUUAUACUUUUUUACCUCGGAAAUAUUUCCCACAAACGUACGCAAUAGUCUUCUAUCCUUGUGCUCUAUGAUUGGUCGUAUUGGAUCUAUGUUGGCACCACAAACUCCAUUGCUGGCCAAUUAUUACGAAUAUGCCCCACAAAUACUAUUUGCUGGAUUUGCUUUGGUCAGCGGUUGUCUGACAUUAUUAUUUCCAGAAACGGCCAAUAAAUCGCUGCCAACAACAAUGGACGAUGCUUGUAACUUAAAAAAUAGGCCAAAUGAAAAGCCAGAAUCUGAUGAACAUUUCUAGAGCCAUUUUGAUCUGUAAAAUGUAUUAA
Molecule: messenger RNA, 1938 nt
Organism: Calliphora vicina (urban bluebottle blowfly)
Lineage: Eukaryota; Metazoa; Arthropoda; Insecta; Diptera; Calliphoridae
Product: organic cation transporter protein
Exons: 6
Coding region: 204-1910 (568 amino acids)
Biological process (GO): transmembrane transport
Cellular component (GO): membrane
Molecular function (GO): transmembrane transporter activity
Source: RefSeq, a predicted model, not a curated record